UUAUUUCUUGCAUUUUAUGUAUUUUGCAUAAAUGCCGCACACAUUUUCCAACAUGUUCUGUUUCUGCUUUAGAGUAUCUUCUGAUACAUUUAAUGAAUUAUUUUGGGAUCUAAAUUGACAGAUGAAAAAUUGGCUCUCUUCAUUAGGUAUACAUAGUUGUCACAGACCAUUGGUAGAGCCCAGUUGGGACAAUUAUUUUCUCAGGUAGAGGACAUGUUGACAGCUUCUAGAUGAUAAAGAUCAGAGAGAGGCUCGAUGAUUGUCACAAGAUAGUGGGUUACAGUCUACCGAUAUUGCCCUUAAUUGGACAGCAAGAACAGUUACAUGGUAGCAUAGGGUGGAUGAGCGAAAAGUUUGUUAGAUUACAGACGAAGUUUUUGUAGAUGGUGUCGAUAAGGUUUUUCAGUCUGAGGACACAUGCAGAUAAGAUGAAAAUUUGACAGUCAUUCUUGGAGAGAGAAUAUAAAAGAGAUUGUAAAUUUGUGAACAUAAUUAUUAUCUAUAAACAGAAAUUGGAUCAUUAUUCAGUGCGCUGUUUGUUUUCAAACAAAAAAGUGGAAAAUAAUUUUGUUUUACAUCUAUUUUGACUAGAUAGACUGUUGUGUUGAGUUGUGUUCGAAGAAUAUUACUAAAGAGGCAAAUCUGUGAUUGAAAGAAGAAAGGACAGUUUAUCACACAGGUAGAAGAUCUGUUGGGACUGAGAGAGAAUACGUCAACAAUUGCAGGCAUUUCAGAGUGAUCAGAUGACGACUUCAUAAGGACUGAUUACCAAGGAGAUUCUUCACCAACCAUUACCAUGGCGAUAAUCUACAUAGUGACCUUACUUGUUUCCUUGGUUCCUGUAAAUUUCGUACUAGGUCAAGGAGUAACAUUUCGCAUUAAAGAGGAGGAGAGUGUAGGAACUUAUGUUGGAACAAUGAGGGACGCAAAUCUUGGUGUUCAAAGUUGGACUUACAAGAUCUCAACUCAGCAGACAGACUUUAGCUUGAACGACAGCACAGGGGAUCUGUAUACCAUGACAAAGAUUGACCGUGAUGAGAAGUGCAAGAAUUUCCAGCCAGGAUCAAGUUCGGAAUGUCAGGUUGAGUUCAGAGUGGCAUUCACUUCUCCAAACGGAACUAAAAUCAUUGAAGUGACUGUUAUAAUUGAAGACAUUAAUGACAAUGCACCUCUUUUCCCCACUUACACCUUUGAGCAGAAACUUCCAGAAAAUACUGGCAUCAAUGACUACUUUGCAAUUCCUCGAGCAGAAGAUAAAGACUCUGGUUCUUUCGGUAUUACAGAAUAUAAGCUAAAUCCACUUGAUCCUAUGUUCAGUCUGAAAUAUGAAAUUGAUCUUACUGGAAAAUAUGCCGUUUCGAUUGUAGUUAUAAAAGAAUUGGAUAGGGAGAGAAAGGACAGAUACCAACUGAAUGUCCAGGCCAUUGAUGGUGGUGGUAAACUUGGUAACAUGACAGUGAUUGUCAUAGUAACUGAUGUCAAUGAUAAUAAACCGGUCUUUGACAGAGUUAGCUAUAAUGCAUCUGUAGAUGAAGGGACUUCCUAUGGCACUGUUCUUCUUACUGUUAACGCAACUGACAAAGAUAUCGGAGACAAUGGACUCGUGAGAUAUCGGAUUCCCGAUGGAUUUAAGCAGACUGAUUUUUCGUUAGACUCACAGACUGGAAGUAUCAGUGUGGCAACUAACAAUAUCGUGUACCAGGCAGAUAAGAAUCCCUACAAAUUCAUAGUUGAGGCUUAUGAUAAUGGAUCAAAUCCCAAAACUGAGCAAGUGUGGGUCACAGUCUUAGUGAGGGACACAGAAAAUAACAAGCCUGAAAUAACUAUUAACUUUUUGUCUUCCGGAAAUACUGGCUACGUUAGCGUUGUGGAAAAUGUAGGGAAAAACUCUGCUGUUGCUGAUGUAUCAGUGAGAGAUUCUGACACUGGCGUAAAUGGAAUGGUUACUUGCUCAGUGCAGGAUAGCUUCUUCUCCGUUCAACAGCUUGACACUAAAGGAGAGAACUUUAUUGUUGUUGUGAACAGUCCUUUAAACCGAGAAUUCACGACCACACAUACAGUGAAUGUCACAUGCACCGAUAAAGGCCAACCUCCGAUGAGCUCAUCAAAGAGUUUUACUGUCAGAGUUACAGACUUUAAUGACAACAAGCCAAUUUUCGAGAACCAAAGUUACACAGCCAAAGUUCCAGAGAAUCUUAAAGAAGACAUGCUCCUUUUGAAAGUUACUGCCUCUGAUUUGGACGAAGGUGUGAACAGUCAGAUUCGCUAUGAAAUCAGGGACACACAGCUGAUUGUUGUCGAUCCGGUCACUGGUGUCGUGUCUGCAAAGCCUUCCUUUGACCAUGAAGCCACUCCAGUGAUAGUGUUCAAGGUGCUGGCUAUUGAUAGUGGUACUCCUUCUCUCACAGGCACCACUACAGUCACACUUUCCAUAGAGGAUGUCAACGACAACAGCCCAACGUUUAUCCAGUCGUCUUACUUUCUGGAAGUGUUAGAAAACCGACCCUCUGGGACCAUAGUAGGCCAGUUGUCCGCAAGAGAUUUGGACAGUGGUACCAAUGGAAUGUUUACGUUCCUGCUUUCGGCGGAUUUCCAGGAAAGUAGGCUUCCAUUUACCAUUUUUGAAAAUGGUGAAAUUCAGACAAACAAGGCUCUAGACAGGGAAGCACAGAAACAGUAUUCAUUUGUUGCUAUGGUGAUGGAUCAAGGAACAGUAAGAUUGAGCAGUUCUGUUGAAGUGUCCGUAAUUGUCGGAGAUGUUAACGAUAACAAACCAAAUAUUACGUUUCCAGUUAGCUCUAAUAAGACAAUCUCUAUAUAUUAUCCUAACAAUGACCUUGAAAUUGUUUCCCAGAUAAAGGCAUAUGACCUUGAUAACGGUGAAAAUGGAACUAUCAGUUACUCAAUUGUCAGUGGAAAUCAUUUGGGAAUAUUGGGAAUCGACCAAAAAUCUGGUGAACUUUAUGUGGCAGAUCAUAAUGUGAAAAUUUCUAAGGAUGUGGAGGUGCCGUUGAUGAUUGAAGUUUGCGACCAUGGGAAUCCUAAACAAGUAACGACAGCUGAGCUUAUGGUCAGCAUUAUCUUUUCCAAUGCCACCUAUGAUGAUGUCAGUGCUGAUAAAAAGGAACUUGUUGUAAUAGUCGUGGUUGUCGUUGUUGUUACAGCAUGUUUGUCAAUAUUGAUUAUCGCCGUAAUAUUUUUCCUGAGAAAACGAGACAAACUGAAAUACAACUCUGAUAAAAUUGGAUCAAAAUCCCUUGCAAAUGGCCCUGCUCAUAAACCAACUGUGUUCAUAAUGAAUAAUGCAGGGGAAUCAUCCACAGAUUAUGUCAGCUGCUCUGUAGAUGGUUCACGGAAGAAGAAGGAAGUGAGCUUCUCGAUUGACGAACAAGAAUCCAUCCACGCGUACCAGCGACUGAGUUUGGGCGUGAACAUGAGCCCUGACCCCAUUCCAUAUCAACCGGAAAAGCCUCCAAGACUGGAGAGUCCUGAAAGUGACAAAGACCUGUAUUAUGACAGGGUUUCUACGCGCCUUGAAAGCUUCAAACUUCAGCAGAUGCUUACCCAGCAUAAGUCUCGACAAGUCGCAACUGCACACGCAAACCCCGACGACAGUCGUAGCGAGUCAUCAGGGGAGACAAGCAGUGGUGACAGCGGACGUGGAGCGAGUGAGGAGGAAAUACAGAGUGCUUCCCCCUCACAUGAUGACCAAAAGGUGUUCCAGUAUGAAGUGCCAUCAAAAUCACAACCAUCUUUAUCAUCAAAGCAUCAUAUCAUGCCGCCUCGCCCAUUACCACCCUCAUCAUCAUCAGCAGCAGUAGCAGCAAGGAGCGACAACUACAGCCUUGUGCCACCACCCAUCCCUCAUCGCUCAUACAAACCUUUCACAUCUUCAGUUGCAAGUCCAGCAUAUUCUACAAACAGUGUUUACCAGUAUUCAAAUGACCCAACUUACAAUAACUUUAGCAAAGUCAUGGACGUUGACGCAAAAGUGUUGCCAUGGCAGAAUGCUCAAAAUCGUGACAAUUCUAUAAAAUCAAAUAUUUACGCAACGCAAAAUGAGUUUUCCUUCACUCCAUCUCGAUAUCGGCUGAACUCACAUGACGAUGAUGAUUGCUCAACCACCACCUCAGGCAGCUACACAUUACAGUCAAUAGAAGACUUGUUGUAAUUGGUCAGAUUUGUGUGGUCUUCAGGUUACACAACUUUCAAUUGGACGAAUUAAAUGUGACCUUAAUAUGGAGGCCAUGAGUACAUCUCUUUGCUUUAUUCAUCUGUGAUAGUGUAAAUAGCUAACAGAAUAACUUACUGAAGCCAAAGUUGGUAUUUGUCGUUGUGCUCUUGGUUAAACAAAAAAGUGUUUGUAAAAUAUGUGAACAUGCUCAUUUAUAUUAUAUUAAAUAUGUUGUUCUAUUAUAUGAUACAAACAUUUGUUAAAUUUACUUUUAUGAUUCAACAUGUAAAUUGAAUUUUGUUCCAAGGUUUUUUAAGACAUUUCUGACUAUGUUUAUCAAAUAAUUAUUUUGUUCUGAAAUAAUGUGUUCAUAACUUGAUGACUUACUCAAUUGGGACACAAAAUUUAAUGACUCAAAUUGUUUUGUUAUUUAACAUGCCUUGCCUAUACCUUGUGUGUUAAAUGUUAGGAGAAUAAAAAUAAUAAAACAAGAGCGGAAUUGUAGUUUUUAAAUAACUUUGAAUUUACUUACAACAAAUCAAUAUGAGUACUGGUUCAAUUUGUGUUUAUACUUUUUUCAAAAAAAUUCUUUAUCAUUUAUUUAGUUGUAUAAUGUAAAUUCUUCAAUGACCUCAGUCUUUGUUAAUGUACAUUUCAAAAUACAACCUGAAUGUUAACAGUGGGCCAAUCUGCCACAUUUUAAUUGUUUUAAUGUAUGUAUUGCCAUACUUUAGUCAAGGAACUUAUUUUCUUGUUGACAUACUCUAAAGAAGUAACAAUAAGACUACUCAUGCCUAUAGUGAAAAUCUAUGUAUGGUUCAUAAAUUUCAUUUAUCAUGGUACAUUGUUUGAAUGUUCAUCUGUUCUCUUUGACACAACUGCAGGAUUUGUUAUGUUUGUAACAUUAUAAAUGUCUAUAACAGUGUACAAUAUGUGCAUAAAUAA
Dreissena polymorpha is the source of this 5119-nucleotide messenger RNA. RefSeq names its product protocadherin-1-like. Gene Ontology annotation, molecular function: calcium ion binding. The transcript has 5 exons. Gene Ontology annotation, biological process: homophilic cell-cell adhesion. Gene Ontology annotation, cellular component: plasma membrane. The record is from RefSeq and is a predicted model, not a curated record. The coding region runs from base 797 to 4171 and encodes 1124 amino acids. NCBI's taxonomy places the organism in Eukaryota, Metazoa, Mollusca, Bivalvia, Myida, Dreissenidae.